Molecule: messenger RNA, 2309 nt
Organism: Balaenoptera musculus (blue whale)
Lineage: Eukaryota; Metazoa; Chordata; Mammalia; Artiodactyla; Balaenopteridae
Gene: LBP
Product: lipopolysaccharide binding protein
Exons: 15
Coding region: 48-1502 (484 amino acids)
Biological process (GO): defense response to Gram-positive bacterium; innate immune response; lipopolysaccharide-mediated signaling pathway
Molecular function (GO): lipopolysaccharide binding
Source: RefSeq, a predicted model, not a curated record
CAGCCUAAGGCUGCGACAGACCUGGCCCAGCCCUCUGGGAACCCAGGAUGGGGACCUUGGCUGGGGCCCUGUCCUCCCUCCUGCUGGGAAUGAUGCUCACAUACACCCCCGGGGCCCUGGGUGCCAACCCUGGCCUGGUCGCCAGGAUCACCGACAAGGGCUUGGAGUAUGUGGCCCAAGAGGAGCUGGUGGCUCUGCAGAGUAAACUGCAUGAUAUCACACUGCCCGACUUCAGUGGGGACGUCAAGAUCAAAUACAUCGGCAAUGCGCACUAUGAAUUCCACAGCCUGGACAUCCACAGCUGUGAGCUGCUCGGCUCUGCUCUGAAGCCCCUCCCCAGCCAUGGCCUGCAUUUCUCCAUCUCCGACUCCUUCAUCAGAGUCAAGGGCAAGUGGAAGGUGCGCAAGCGGAUACUGAAACUAGACGGCUCCUUUGACGUGAAGGUCAAGGGCAUCACCAUUUCAGUCAAUCUCCUCUUGGGCAGCGAGCCCUCUGGGAGACCCAAGGUCGCUGUUUCUAGCUGCAGCAGUGCCAUCCAUGAUGUGGAGGUGCACAUGUCGGGAGAUUUGGGGUGGUUGCUGAAUCUCUUCCACCAUCAGAUCGAGUCCAAGUUCCGAAGAGUAUUGGAGAGCAAGAUUUGCAAAAUAAUCCAGGACUCGGUGACCUCUGACCUACAGCCUUAUCUCCAAACUCUGCCAGUCACCAUGGAGAUGGACAUUUUCGCUGGGAUUGAUUACAGCUUAAUGGAGGCCCCUCAGGCAACAGCGGAAAUACUGGACGUGAUGUUUAAGGGGGAAAUUUUUAGCCGCGAUCACCGCUCCCCAGUUGCCUUCCUUGCUCCUGUCAUGAGCCUUCCUGAGGAACACAGCCGAAUGGUCUACUUUGCCAUCUCUAAUUAUGCCUUCAACACCGCCAGCCUAGUUUAUCACAAAGUGGGAUACCUGAAUUUUUCCAUCACAGAUGACAUGGUUCCGCCUACUUCUAACAUCCGACUGACCACCAAGUCCUUCCGCGCCUUCUUCCCCCGGUUAGGCAGACUGUACCCCAACAUGAACUUAGAGCUCCAAGGCACAGUGGUCUCUGCCCCGUUCCUGAACUUCAGCCCUGGGAAUCUGUCCUCAGCUGCCCAGUUGGAGAUUGAGGCCUUUGUGCUCCUGCCCAACUCCGUCAAGGAGCCUGUCUUCCGGCUUGGUGUGGCCACUAAUGUGUCUGUCAUGUUGACCUUCAACACCAGCAAGAUCACUGGAUUCCUGAAGCCAGCAAAGAUGCAAGUGGAACUGAAAGAAUCUAAAGUUGGAGUAUUCAAUGUGGAGCUGUUGGAGGCGCUGCUUAAUUACUACCUUCUCAACACCCUCUACCCCAAGGUCAAUGAGAAGUUGACAGAAGGCUUCCCCCUCCCUCUGCUAAAGCGUAUUCAGCUCUAUGACCCUGUUCUCCAGAUCCACAAGAUGCACCACAUCCACAGAGGACAUGCCCAUCUAGAGUCUGAACCUUCCUUCUAGACCAGCCUUCCUAUUCCUGGGACCCCAGCAUUCCUUCCAGAGUCUGUGGGGACCUUGCCUCAGGUAUGUCUUCCUGAGGAUGGAGUGUACCACUGCUGUGACCACUGCUAGGACCUGUUUGAGGGGUGUGUGGAGAAACCUGGAUGUGCAGGUUGCAGUCUCCAUCUAUGUAUGCAUGAGGCCCUGGUGGUGUAGACGGAGCCGGGCAAGGGAAGAGAAGGGAGGCCCUACACCACAUUCUGGGAAGAAACUUUGGAGAGUCCAGGAAUUCUAAAUCCAAACGUGGUUUCUCAGGUCAAUAUGAAGGUAUAUUUGUCCAGGUAGGAGGAUAGAAUGUUUCUAUUUAACAGUUUGUUAGCUGGACUUACAAAAAAUAUGUAGAUAUAUGGUAUGUUGGCCUUGGUUUGACUCUUGUCCUGGGCCCCGCAAAUGUCAUGGGGUUAAUCAUAUUACUUCUGGGAGAGACGUGGAACUUGAGGGGGGAAAAGGGAGAGAGGGUGUUAUGGGCUGAACUGUGUCCUGCAAAAUUCAUAUACUAAAGCCCGAAAUCCCACCCCACCUCUGUACCUAAGAAUGUGACUCUAUUUGGAGAUGGAGCCUUUUAAUGUGGUGAUGAACUUAAAAUUAGGCUGGGCCCUAAUCAAACUGACUGGUAUCCUUAUAAGAAGAGGAAACUUGGACACACAAAGAGACACCAGAGGCUCAUGUACAGAGGGGCGAACGUGUAAACAGGGAAACUGUCUGCACCCCAAGGAGAGAGGCCUCAGAGGAAACCAACUGUGUGGGCACCUUGAUUUUGGACUUCCA